UUAUUUUUUUUUUAAAUAAAGUCUAUAAAAAGAAUACUAACAUUAAAGGAUAUUUAGAUAUUUUUACAUGGAAAUGUGUAAGGUAAGGUUUAGUGUGUAAAAAUUUGGGGAGAAUUAAGUUUUGUGAAGUUUGUGAAAUAAAGCUAUAGCUCAAGGACAGAACUGAGCAGAAUUAGAUCUUUAAGAGCGCACAAACAUUGAGGUUUCACUCAAGACCAGACGCAAAGAAAGCUGACCUUUGUAAAUGUCAUUGCUUCAUAAAGACUAUAAACAUGACCGGAAUAGUAAAUUAAUGUGGUGAGUUGUGCCACUUAAGACCUGAUAUAUACAUACUUUACCUCCAAAUUCUGAGAUGAACCAUUCUUAAGUUUCAGCACUUUGCUGUUUUAGCAUGCCAAGGCACUGAGGAGAGAGAGGAGGUUCGGCCAAUAAGCACCAGCAAAGGAGAGAAGGACAGAGGAUCUGCGUAUGGGAGAGAGGUCCUGCAUGUUGUGGAACGUCAGGAGGGAAGUGAGAGCGUGUUAAAGACAGAUGGUCUCUCAGUGGAGUUGUUCUUUUUUCUCUCUCUUUUUCUCACUCUCUCCUGGAUGCUGCUCCCCUCAGCUGAAAGAGAUCCAAAGUGUUACAUCAUGAUCUUCAUCCUUCACUGCUCCUCUUCAUCCUCCCCCACACAAGCAUACCUGUUGGCUUGCAGAGCUCUUCUUAUCCACUCCCUCUCUCUUUGUCUUCUCACAGGUUGUCUAUGAUGAUGGAUUUAGGAUGAUGAGAAACCUCUAAGUGUCCUUGCCUUUGGUCCCCUACAGGCAAUUUAACAAGCACAGAAGCAGCUCUUCUUCGGGAAACUGUGACAGACAGGAGGGUGACGACGAAAUAGCGAGACAGAGAGUAAAAGUAAGACGACCUACUCGAUCAAAGUGUAGGGAACAUUUGCAACUAACUUCGUCUGAGAUAUCACAAGCUGAAAUAAUAAGACAAUGCUGACCAGCUCUGGGUUGCCAAUGCUAAUACUAGCUACACUUCUGCUAAUCGGCCCUCCAGUGGUCAGAGGGCAAAAUGACACGGAGCCCAUAGUACUGGAGGGGAAAUGCCUGGUGGUCUGUGACUCCACACCCUCUUCAGAACCAGCAGGUAAUGCGCUGGGGAUGUCCGUGCGAUCAGGUACUGGACGUGUGGCCUUCUCCGCCACACGGCAAACCAACCACGAGCCCACAGACAUGAGCAAUCGCACCAUGAUCAUCUAUUUUGACCAGAUCUUGGUGAACGUUGGUGGUCAUUUUGACCAAGAGAGCAGUAUCUUUCUUGCUCCGAGGCGAGGGGUGUACAGCUUCAACUUCCAUGUGGUGAAGGCAUACAACAGGCAAACCAUACAGGUGAGUUUGAUGUUGAACGGAUGGCCAAUGAUCUCAGCCUUUGCUGGAGACCAGGAUGUGACACGAGAAGCAGCCACAAAUGCUGGGCUUGUGAUCAUGGAAAGAGGAGACAAGGCCUACCUCAAGCUAGAAAGGGGCAACCUAAUGGGAGGCUGGAAGUACUCUACUUUUUCAGGCUUCCUGGUCUUUCCAUUAUGAAGGGAAGAUGUGGAGGAGAGAGCACGACAUGCUCUCUGGGGAUUAUUAUUAUUAUUAUUUAUUUAUUUUUUUUCAAAAAUGGAAGUCACAGAAAAGGUCAUAUUUGUUCUUCCUCUUUUUUGUGGCAGUGCACAGAACAUGAGAAGUAAAAUGUUAUAUUUAAAAAUUAUUUAUAUUUUAUUAUUUUAAAAAAUAAGAUGAGACAUGAAUAUACAGUAUUUGAAAUUAUGUAUAUCAGAGGUUUCACAAACUUCAGUUACUGAAAUCACUUUUAAUUCAAAUAUGGCUUAUCGACUUGAUGUGAGAUUUCUGUUUCUCAUAUGUUUGCCUGCUUAUGGAGCUGUAUGUUGUGUGUAUUAUAAAGCUUUUUAAAAAUAAAUCUCAUUAAAUCGAA
Carassius carassius (crucian carp) is the source of this 1962-nucleotide messenger RNA. RefSeq names its product cerebellin-1-like. Lineage: Eukaryota; Metazoa; Chordata; Actinopteri; Cypriniformes; Cyprinidae. Gene Ontology annotation, cellular component: glutamatergic synapse; synaptic cleft. The record is from RefSeq and is a predicted model, not a curated record. Gene Ontology annotation, molecular function: protein binding. The coding region runs from base 975 to 1568 and encodes 197 amino acids. The transcript is spliced from 4 exons.